Molecule: messenger RNA, 1257 nt
Organism: Raphanus sativus (radish)
Lineage: Eukaryota; Viridiplantae; Streptophyta; Magnoliopsida; Brassicales; Brassicaceae
Exons: 3
Coding region: 40-519 (159 amino acids)
Molecular function (GO): fatty acyl-CoA hydrolase activity
Source: RefSeq, a predicted model, not a curated record
AGAAUAAGAUGCAGAUUGAAUUUGACAGGAACAUUGGAAAUGGAAGAGAGAAUGAUAAUGGAGAAAAUAAGAGAGCAUCUUCAGCUGAGCGAAGACGUUGACGUCGGCGACGCACCGCGAAAAGUAGAGAAAGGAAGAAGCUUCUACGAGGAUUUCAGCCUCAGAGGCAUCCGAGUCAACCGAGUCGACCCUGGUUUCGUUUCCUGCUCUUUCAAGGUUCCUCUCCGUUUGACGGACAGAGAAGGGUAUCUAGCAAAUGGUGCAAUUGCAAAUCUUGUUGACGAAGUUGGUGGAGCAGUUGUUCAUGUAGAAGGUUUACCUAUGAAUGUUUCGGUGGACAUGUCCAUUGCUUUCCUUUCAAAAGCUAAGCUUGGUGAGGAGCUGGAGAUAACAUCGAGAGUGAUGGGAGAGAGAGGAGGUUAUAAAGGAACGAUCGUUGUUGUGAGAAACAAGGUGACCGGAGAGAUUAUUGCUGAAGGUCGCCAUUCUUUGUUUGGCCGACAACCUAGUAAGCUCUGAGCUCGAAUCUUUCUCUCUUGGUAUUACUUUGUAAAAGAUUAUCUUAAAACUUGUUUCCCCUUUUGUGUUGGGUUAUUUUCUCUUUUUUUUUUUUCUUUUUUUUUCUGAUUGUGAAAAUGAAACCUUUGUAUGUAGAUAGUUUAUAAAAGCUAAAACCUUUGUGGACUUGUUGAAUCAUCUUAUAAAGUAGAAUAAUUUGUGUUGCGUUCAACUCAUUGUAGACUAAUUUAAUAGCAAAAAGUAGAAAUUUAGAAAGCAGAUAUUUUGCCAACACAUAGGCAGUACAUAUAUUAAGCUAACAGGUUAGUUUCUACUGAGAUGGAGAACCAGUAACAGCAGCAUCAGAAGAUUGCUGAGAGGAGGAUCCUGAUGUUGCACCCGAGACAACGUCAGGUGUUGGAGCAGAAGCUGAAGGCUUAGGAGGAGGAUCUGGUUUUUGUGGGUAUAAGGAUGAGUCGCUUGUGGGUGGGCCUUGGUGGUAAUAACAGAACAUUAAAAGACUGUAGUUUGCUUGCCCAUAGUUAUGGUUUUUAGUGUUCUGCUGGGAUAGCUGCUCUUCUGUUUCAGGCAUCUCAUAGCGGUAUGUAGAAACUACAAUAUGUGCUCGGUUUCUCUUGUAGUAUGGUGUUGUUCUUUGAUGUGAUGAGAAGUUGAGAACCGACCACAUAUAUCAAUUCGAACAUACAAUAUCUGUUUCUCUAAAUUUCUAAGAACAUAAUGUUCGUUACUGAAACAGAC